Molecule: messenger RNA, 6869 nt
Organism: Ruditapes philippinarum (Manila clam)
Lineage: Eukaryota; Metazoa; Mollusca; Bivalvia; Venerida; Veneridae
Product: WD repeat-containing protein 90-like
Exons: 39
Coding region: 129-5786 (1885 amino acids)
Cellular component (GO): centriole
Molecular function (GO): protein binding
Source: RefSeq, a predicted model, not a curated record
GCAUGUGUUGUAAACAAACAUGGCGGCAAAACAAAACAUGAAAUAAUUUUUUUUUAAAGUUUCAGCGUUUCCGUAACAUUAAAGGAAUUUUCAAUAUUGACAGUGCAGCUAGGUUUAAGAAUUUUAGUAUGGCACAAUUGUGGCAACAUCCAUAUGUAAAUGUUUUUAAGCAUUUUAAUGUAUCAUCAUGGAAGAAGGCAACAAAGGAAGGAGAGGUAACCUCUUCAAUGGACAAAGCAGUCAAGUCAACAGUUUUCAAGAUUGUUGGAUCGAUACCUGCAGGAAACUAUAUUCAGUUACCAAAGACCAGCACCCAGUCACUCGGCCUCACUGGACGUUAUAUGUACCUCCUGAUUAAACCAAUACCAACAAAAUAUUUUGUGGUUCAUAUAGAUGUAGCUACACAAGACAAUCUUGUAGUGAGAAUAUCAUUUUCCAACCUGUUUAAGGAGUUUAAAUCCACCUCCACAUGGUUACAGUUUCCGUUUGUAUGUAAAGCUACUAGAGGGUCAGUGCAUGCAGUAACUGCAAUGACUGGUAAAGAAAACAGUGGUCCAGCUCCUCUGUCCACACGCUGGACAAUACUGUGUCUAGACUUUCAGUACAUAUUGGCCAUGUAUCUGAACAGGAAGUACUCAUAUAUCAAAGGUGUCCGUCUGUGUGCUAAUAUGUUAGUCAAAAAUAUCUUUACCAGUGAUAUACAAUAUGAACCAGGGUUGACUGUUGAACAGGUGAAAAGAUCAGGUGGUCUAUCAGGAGUAUCACCAAUACCAAGGGAGUUAGAUUAUCCUGUAAUGAAGGGAGAUAAAUGGCACGAUCUGUAUGACAUGAUAAAGUUCCCGGCCGAGGCCAGCAAUAAACCACAUGACACUAUAAAAUCUACAUCAUCAGAACCUAGCUGUAAAGCUGUGAGACCAACAUCAAGUGGACCGAAAAGAAUCGAGUCAAAGAAGGUAGAUGCUAGUAAAUGUAUGUCAGACCGAGUCUCUAUCUUACAUAAUGUAACAAAGGACUCUUCUAACAAGUAUCAUCGUCGACGACCUGUGACAUCUGAGCUACCAUCUGUUGGUGUAGAUGAUAUUGAGGUAGAGAAGGACAGAGAGGGAGAGAUACACGUGUUUGCUCACCCAGACAGUAGUGUUGUCUUACAUCAAGAUGAUAAAUACACUGGAGAGAGUCUUGUAGCCAGAAUUGAUAAACCCACUGAUAUAUUUCCAGUGAAGAAACCAUCAUACAAGAUACUAGAACCAGAUCCAAUAUUAAGACUGAAGAGGAUCAUAGGGUUUGGUGGGAGUUCAUUUAGAGAUGCAUUAUGGACAGAAGAUGGACAUUGUUUAGUAUAUCCUUGCCAUGCUGUUGUUGUAGCCAUGAAGAUAUCCAAUGGUCAUCAGAGAUUCUUUAUAGGUCAUACCGACAAGGUUUCAGCAAUUUCAAUGACCAGCAACUCUGAGUUAUUAGCCAGUGGACAGACAGGUCCACUAAGUGUGGUGAGAAUCUGGAAAAUGUUGACUGGUGAAUGUCUCGCCCUGUGUAAAACACACUCCCACUCAUUGUCAUGCUUAAGUUUUUCACACAAAGGUACUAUUUUAUGUGGUGUUGGGAAAGACAGCCAUGGAAAAAAUAUGGUAGUGAUAUGGAACACCAGUAAAGUUAGCAAAACAAGGGAGGUCACUGUAAUGGCCAAGGCACACUCGGAUGUUGAUAUCUGCAGGAUGAGAGUGGCAGCAUUUGAUGAUACUAGAAUGGUAUCAUGUGGGCGUGACAAUAUACGGUUAUGGAGAGUGAAGGAGGGGUCAUUAAGGUCAGCACCUGUCAAUCUAGGAGAGUACCACAAUAUGGAGUUAACUGAUGUGGCAUUUGAAGCUGGGUACCAUACAAACAAAGAUCCUGCUGACAGGAUUGUGUAUGCCUGCAGCAGAUCUGGUCAUAUAUUUGAGAUAGACAUUAAGAAAGUUUGUGUACAACAUGUAAGAAGACUGUUACCAAAUGAGGCAAGAUCAGACAAAGAUAAACAGACAUUUAGAUCAGGUCCAGGUAUUGCCAUCAACUGUAUGUCAAUCAAUGAGACAUUCUGUGUAACGGGAUCUGAUGACGGCUUUAUGAGACUGUGGCCUCUAGAUUUUGCCCAUGUAUACCUAGAGGCGGAGCACGAGGGAUCAGUCACUGCUGUAGAUUUCUCCUCUGAUGGUUUGAAGAUUCUGGCUGGUACUGCACAGGGAAAUCUAGGAAUGUUAGAUAUAACAUCUCGUGGAUAUACAACAUUAAUGCGUUCACAUACAGGUAGUAUACGGAGUGUAGCUGUAGAUCCCUACAGGAAACAUAUUGCUACAGUGUCCGAGGACAACACAAUCAGAGUGUGGGAUUCUGAAUCUUUACAACAGUUGUAUGACUUCAGUGCACCGAAUGAAUGUCCAUGUACCAUCAGUUAUCACCCGUCACGGCAGAUAUUCGCAUGUGGGUUUGAAAGUGGAGUUGUACGAGUGUUUAAUGUUCAGACAACCAGCCUGCUAGCAGAACACAAACAACAUCGGGGCAAGGUAACUGGUCUCUCAUUUAAUCCUAACGGUGACUUCCUGUAUAGUUCAUGCUCACUGGGCUCACUAGCCAUGUAUGAUGCCACAUCGGAAGGUUAUCCGUUGUUACGUCUCCUUGGUAACACAGUUGCUAGGGGAGAAAGAUAUUGUCCUGACGCCCUGGCUGUAAGUCCUGAUGGACGUCGUGUGGCAUUUAUAGGACCGUCAGAAUACACAGUGACCAUUGUAGACUCUAAAUCAUUAGAUGAGACAAUGAGGAUAGAUGUAUCUAGUAUAGGACAGGGAGGUAAAUCUCGGAUAGACACGGCAGCGAAGAUAUACUAUUCACCCAUCAAAGUCAGCCAUCUUCUGGUUGUUACAGGAAACAAUAAACUACUCAAGUUUGAGGCCAAAACUGGCAGGAUUCUGUCCGAGGUGGACCAUAUACACAAGAAUGGUUGUUCCUCUAUAGCUCUAACAGAUAAUGGUAAUUAUCUAGCAACAGGAGGUGACAAGGUGAUCAAAGUAUGGGAUUAUAAUAUGAGAUUAGAUAUUAAUUUUCAGGUAUUUAUUGGUCAUUCAGAGAAUGUGUCAAGGAUUAUAUUUACACCAGACAGUAAGAACUUGUUAAGUGUUGGAGAAGCUCUGUAUUUGUGGGACUUCCUGGCCUAUAGACCUUCUUCACCCUCCGAGGGACGUGAAUAUAGAGAAAAAGACUAUCUCACUGGACACACAGACAAACCCACUGCAGUUUCAUUUAGAAGUAACCCUAGCACUCGUAGCCCUAGCCGAGACAGUCUGGGAGAGUCCUUCCUUGACAUGCCACGCCGUACACCACCUAGGCCUGCAAGAGAAGACUCUCCUGGUAGAAUAGGAGAUCUUAGCUCUAUCAGAAAAUUUCCGUUCGAUGAUGAUUUAGAGUCAGUAAGUUCAGAGAAGGAACCUGUGUUGGCAAGAGCACCUAGACUUGAAGAUAGAGUUACCCACAACCAUUCUGAUGAUGAUGAAUUAGAACCAGAUACUGAGAGUGAAACUCUGGUCAACGGCCAGUAUGGUCAACAGUUUAUCCGACAUACCAGCCCAGCCAGGAUGCCGUGUAGACAUGCAGCACCCAUGGGUAUGACACCGAGACAGAAACACGAGGAGACCAAAGUCACUAAACCAGGGGCAUUUAAACAUUUUGUUCAACGAGAGAAAACACAUGCGAUGGCACAGAGAAGAUAUACAGCACCACCUAAUCAAGCUGGUAUAAAAUUAAAGUCUGUCAUAGGUUAUAAUGGUAACGCUAGAAAUAACAUGGUCUGGCAUCCGGAUACUGGACUGUUUGUGUAUACAACUGGCAACACUAUCAUCAUAGAAGAUCUGAAUAACAGUUCACAGAAACAUUUAACAGGACAUGUUGAGGAAAUAUCAACUCUAGCAUUACAAAAUGAUUGUCAGACAUUAGCAUCAGCUAGUGGUAGUUUUGAGCUAUCAGGAAGUCAGAUAUGUAUAUGGGAUCUACAGUCACUGGUGUGUAAGAAGGUGCUAUCACAUCAUGAGUUUGAUAUUGUAUGUCUAGCUUACUCCAGAGAUGAUAAAUUCCUUGUCUCAGUUGGUGACUACAGAGACUGCUCUCUUGUUAUCUGGAGUACACAUAAUUACUGUAUCCUGACAACAUCUAAGGCAGCUAGUCCUAUACAUGACCUACGCUGGGAUCCAUAUACAGUAAAUGAGUUCUCCUCUGUAGGCCAGAAUGGUACAGUAUUAUUCUGGUUACUAGAUGAGACAACAUCAAACAUCUGCCUGAAUGUACAUGAAGGGGAAGUACCAGAUGAUCUGCUUUAUGCUAAAGGAUCUGGCAUGAAGAAGGAAUGUGUUGAGUUUACAUGUAUAGUAUAUGCAGGGGACAGUACUCUGUAUACGGGAACCAGUAAUGGUAAAGUGGCAGCAUGGGAUACCAACAAUAACAGCUGUUUCAUGCACUGGGAGGCUGAUACCUCAGAAAUAGAUGUGAUAAUCAACAGAGGUAACUUGUUGUUGACUGGUAGCGAGGGGAAGAAUGUACGGGUGUGGUCAGUUGUUGGUGUGGGGGAGAUGAGGCUCCCAGGGGAACAUUAUAAUGUACGUACAGGUGGUCUAACAAUGGAAGAUGAGAUGAAUGUAGAUGGUGCUGUUGUAUCUGCUGCAUUUGAUGAAGCCAUGGAUAUGGGCAUUGUGGGUACAUCAGCUGGUACCCUGUGGUACAUAAACUGGGGAGAAAGAACUAGUAUUAGGCUGGUAUCCAGCCAUAUGAACAAGGUAAAUGGUUUAUCAUUAUGUAACAAUGAGCUACUAGCAUCAUGUGCUGACGAUGGUAGUUUACGAGUGUGGGCAAUCAAUGAUAGAGAACAAGCUCUACAGUUCCAAGUUAAAGAUCAGUCCUGUACUUGUGUCAGCUUUGCUCCGAUGACGUCUGUGAAAAAUGGAAUUACAGACACACAUCAGGGCCGAGAUCAUUUACCCAACAUUGUAGCUGGUUACAGUGAUGGUACAGUUAGAAUGUUUGAUGUGAACAAGGUAGAAAUGGUUCUCAAGAUGCAUCCACAUGCUGUAGCUGUAACUGCUAUAAGCUUCUCAUCUGAUGGGACAAUGAUAAUAUCUGGAGGUAGUGAUGGUUUGAUAGCAGUAAGUAGUCCCACUACAGGUAUGACAGUCAGGGUGAUCAGUGAUCAUAAAGGGGCGCCGAUAACCAAUCUAGAUGUUACCAAUAAACAGGAUCAAGAUGUGGGAGUAUCUGCCCCUUUGCUCUGGUUGGCUACCAGUGCAGAUAGGCGUGUCAGUGUAUGGAGUGCUGAUUGGUCAAAAGAUUUUUGUGAGCUUGUUGAUUGGCUGACAUUCCCAGCUCCAGCCUUUGGGCCUGACGGCUCAGUAUUGCCAAAAAAUGAUCAGGCUGUAUUCAAUAAAUUACCACCAAGUAUAGCGAGAUUUUCACCAGAAGAGCCAGAUAUUAUUGUAUAUACUGGCUAUGGUAUGCAGAAAAAUAUGCAGUUCUACAGCUUGUCUCAAAGAAAGGUUGUGAGGACAUUAGCAUUAACUCACUGGUGUAGAAGUUUAGAUUUGGUCGCUGAAUGUCCACUCAUUGCUAUAGGUGCUAAUGAGCGCCUGCUGAAACUAUUGGACUAUUUUGAAGGCAGUUUCCAGGACUUUAUAGGACAUAAUGAUAGAGUUCAGACUGUAAAAUUCUCUCCUGAUGGCAAAUAUCUUUUCUCCGCCUCUCAUGCAGAAAUAUUCAUCUGGGAUGUGGCACUAUGAUAAUAUAGAAUGUUACACUGAGGCCUUGUAUUGAAUAUUCAUCUAGGAUGUGACACUUGCAUUGAAUAUUCAUCUGGGAUGUGACAUUUUAAUUGUACAAGAUGUAACAGUGACAUGUUGGAGUGUAACAUUUUUAUGUGACACUUCAAUAGCAUGAAAUAUUACACUGAGAUGUUGAGUGUAACAUUUUGACAGAUAGGAAACUGUGAUAUUUAUGAAUGUUACACUGAAAUCUGAGGUGCAACAUAAGUGAGAUAUGCUGUAAAGUUAGUGUAGAAUGUUACACUGAUUACACUGUGAUAGUAAAGAUAUUACUAUUUCAAAAUUUAGUGUAACAUUAACAGUGUUAUUUUUAUUUUACAUCUGAGAUGAUAUUCUGUGAUAAAUGUUUAAAAUGUAAUGAAUUACUGAGUCUGUUAUUUGAAGAGCUAUUGACUAUGUUCAAAUAAAUUUUCAUUCCCGCAUGAAUCUUGCAUGAGAAAGGAAUUAUUAUUAGUGUUAAUAGGUAAUAAUGCAUGUAAUGUUACACUACCAUCUUGUCAAAAGUUGUGAUACAUGUUUAAAGUUAAGGUAUUUGAUCAAUUAGUAACAAAUUGAUAAAUAAAAUUAUGUAUUAGUUAAUGAUUGAUUUGCCACCUUAUAUACAAGAUUAUUUAUAUAAAAGAUGUUUAAGAUGCUACUUAACCAGGUCUGAUAUUUAUAAUUGCAUUUAGUUUUAUGUAUAUUUUUGUAUUAAAAACAUCCACAUUUAUAAACCAUUCCAAUAAUUAUAUAUUUUAAGAAUUCCGUUAAUUAUGUACCUCUAAAUUUUUAAUGUUUUUGCUUGAUAUGCUAGUAGAUGUAUACUCAUAAUUUCUAAUUGACCAGUAGUUUUGAUUCCGGUUUUGGUUUGAAGUGAAGCCAAAAAUCAGUGAUUAUAAAUUUAAUUUGUAAAAAUAUACCAUUUACAAGUUAUCAUGCAAGUAUUUAUAGCAUCAUGUGUUUUGUAAAAACUUGCUUAUCAAUGUUGUAAAUGUAGAUGAAACUUCUAUAGGAUUUUGUAGGGAAACAUUACAUACAUGUACUUCUCAUGUACUGCAAAAG